This is a messenger RNA of Chenopodium quinoa (quinoa), 1206 nucleotides long. RefSeq names its product syntaxin-22-like. Gene Ontology annotation, cellular component: SNARE complex; membrane; endomembrane system. Gene Ontology annotation, molecular function: SNAP receptor activity; SNARE binding. The coding region runs from base 81 to 860 and encodes 259 amino acids. The record is from RefSeq and is a predicted model, not a curated record. Gene Ontology annotation, biological process: vesicle fusion; intracellular protein transport; vesicle-mediated transport. The transcript has 7 exons. NCBI's taxonomy places the organism in Eukaryota, Viridiplantae, Streptophyta, Magnoliopsida, Caryophyllales, Amaranthaceae.
UUCUGCCAGUUGACUUUCUAACCUUAUAACAUUUUCUAGACUAGAACUAGAAGUCAUAGUCCUAGCAUAACAAAACUAAAAUGAGUUCCCAAGAUAAUCAAAAUGACCAAGGAUCAUCAUCAGAAAAACUAUCACAUGGCGUCGCCGCCGGUAUUUUUCAGACCAACACCGUCAUCACCACCUUCUACCGCCUAGUCAAUGCCAUUGGCACCUCCGAAGAUACUCCUGAUCUCCGCCAAAAGCUACAUCGUACAAGGUAUCAUGUAAUGACAUUGGUAAAAGAUGUUUCUGCCAAGCUCAAAACAUUGAGUGAUUCCGACCACGCUGCUAAUGUCCCUAAGCGCAAAAAAAUUGAAGAUGCUAAGCUUGCAAGAGAUUUUCAAGCGAGUGUGAAAGAAUUUCAGAAAGCUCAGAAACGCGCCUUGGAGCGUGAAUCUUCUCACAUUCUAUCUGGUGCUCCUACAUCUGCUGUAACAGACUUAACCGGCGAAGAAGCAGCUCAGGACGUCGAGAGCCAACCUUUCUUAGAGAAAAAGAGAUCAAUAUGGUUGGAUGGUAAGAUUGAAUUUAUUGAAGAAACUCUUGAGGAGAGGGAGCAGGAAAAAAUCAAAGAGAUGCAAAGCCGACUUGAUGAAAUUCUUGAAUUUAAUAAAGAGCUUGCUGCUCAGCUACACGAGCCGGAUGUAUUAAUUGAUGGUACGCAUUCUAAAGCUGAAGUUUCCUCUGCUGGAUCAAGUGAAUCAAAACCACAGCUUUGUAGGGCUUCUAAUAGUGGAAGAUCAUGUUCACCUUUGUAUUGGUGGUUACUGGUCUUCAUCGUGAUUGCAGCUAUCAUCGUCUUGCUUAUCUUAAUCCUAUAGACCGCGAAAGUUCGUUGAUGGAUUUGCUGGAAUGUGAAAUCUGUAACAGGCCUAUAUUUCUUCCCCUUGAGAUUUGAGGCCAUGGGAGCUGUAUACAGCAAGAAAAUGGCUUGUUGUGUUUAUUCGAACAGCUUGUUUUCUAUGCGAGUAGAAAAAAUGUGAAAGUGUCUAAUUAUGGUGUGCGGUGUGUUAUAUUUAUUGGGGAUGUACACACCAUUGAACAGUUAAUAUCUUGUCACAAAAAUUUACAACAUUUCUUGUUUGCAUAUUUCAAAAGAUGAAGAGUAUUGUUUUUUCAAGAGAAUUGUAAACGAGCGGGCUAAUUACUAAUACAGCAAAAGUAAAU